AUGUACGGAGAGGCAGACAGACGGGGAGGACAGAAGCAGCUGCACAGAGAGAAUGCAGCAGCAGCAGCAGCAGUAGCAGCAGCAGCAGCAGCAGUAGCAGCAGCAGCAGUAGCAGCAGCAGCAGUAGCAGCAGCAGCAGUAGCAGCAGCAGCAGCAGCAGCAGCAACACAUAGGGAGGGUUUAGAGAGACAACAGUGCAGACAAAAACAGCAAAACCAAAAUAAUAAAAAAACAGAGAAAGAGAAAGAGAUAUCGAUGCUGAUUAAGAACCCCAACUGA
Messenger RNA from Eimeria mitis, 279 nucleotides. RefSeq lists its product as uncharacterized. The transcript has a single exon. The coding region runs from base 1 to 279 and encodes 92 amino acids. Lineage: Eukaryota; Apicomplexa; Conoidasida; Eucoccidiorida; Eimeriidae. The record is from RefSeq and is a predicted model, not a curated record.